AUGAAGCAAAACGCUAAGAAAAGAGAAAUAACUGAACCAGUAAUCAUUGUAGAAGAUGACGAUGGGGAAGAAGAUGAAAAGAAAGUUGAUGUGAAGAAAUUGGAAUCAAAGAAGCUGACAGCAGCAACAAUUGGGAGGCUUCCAGCACUUUUGCUUUACCAAAUACUCAUAAAAUUACCAGCGAAAUCAGUGUUAAGAUUCAGGUGCGUAUCUAUAGGAUGGAAUACUUUAUUGAAACACCCUAAGUUUAUUUCAAAUUUCUUUAUCAUGAAUAAGGGAAAACUUAAGGUAUUAAUGAAACCAUUUGGUCAAGAAUUUUUUGCAUCAAUUGAUUAUUUCCGUGAGUCUUCGUUGUCGCCUACAUUGAGUUAUAGAGCUUUUGAGGCUCAUAGUCCAUUUGCAAAGUCUGAGGUUCAUACAUUUAGUUCAGUUUAUGGCAUAAUUUUUGUGGAGGGUUAUUUGGGAAAAGAUAAUUUGUGUUUAUGGAAUCCGGCUACUAGGGAAUUUAAGAUGGUAUCGAAGCCUAAGGUAACGGAACCGGAUUUGAGUGUCGUUGCAUAUGCAUUUGGAUAUUUUGGUGAUUAUAAGAUUGUGAGAGCUAGGAAAUGUUAUAAGGAGUAUGGCAAUGUUGUUGGUACUUCUGGUAGAUUUGUUUCUGAUUGGGAUAACUGGGCAGAAUUCGUUACGACAGGUAGGUUAGGUUCAAGUAAUUCCGAGGUUUGUGUUGGUUGUGAUGUUCUGGUGUAUUCAUUAAGGGCGCAUUCGUGGAAGAAACCUAGACAAGCUAGUAUUCCUUAUGAUAUUCAUGUGUACGAUAAUAUUGAUAAGGAUGUAUACUUUGAUGGAAAUGGAAACAUUAUUUGGAAAGCAACUCGAUGCGAUGUGAAUGGGUCUACAGCUGUGUACGGAGUUUUACUUGCGUUUCAUACUGGAGAUGACACUUUCAGGGAGGUUCCGGUUACUCCAGAAAUUGAAGUCUUAAUUAGAGAAAGAGUUAUUUACCGUAAUUUGCUGGCUAUUUUGGAUGAGCAUCUUUGCAUUCUAAAUAAGUGUUCGGAUGGUACUAUCGAGAUAUGGUCUAUGAGACAGUACUCAGUAAGAGAAUCUUGGACUAGAUGGAAGUCUAUUGGUAGAAAAUGCAUAAGAAGAUCUCUUCAACAAGAUAGUGAUAAGGAGUACUUUUUGAAGCCGAUUUGGGAUUUCAAGAAUGGCGAGGUUUUAUUUAUCGAGAAUUACGGUGUACUGGUUUUAUAUGACAUUGUGAAGAAUAAAAGAGUUAGGGUUCUCAAGAUCCGUGGUGUCCCUGAAUUUUGGUUAAGAGCGGUGCCUUACGUUGAGAGCCUAGUGCCACUUAAUACAGGUAAAUGUGUGCAGGGCCGAGAUCAAUUAGUGAAAGGAAUGAAAACCGUAAAGGAGCCUCAGAAUGGAGAAGAAACUAGCUUUAUAAGCUAUGCAUUAAGCUUAGUGCUUGGUAAUGGGAAAAGAGUGAAAGUUGAACACACUGGGUGUAUAGAGAAGCGUAGUUUCAUUGAAAUCAUACAGUAG
Molecule: messenger RNA, 1545 nt
Organism: Papaver somniferum (opium poppy)
Lineage: Eukaryota; Viridiplantae; Streptophyta; Magnoliopsida; Ranunculales; Papaveraceae
Product: F-box/kelch-repeat protein At3g06240-like
Exons: 1
Coding region: 1-1545 (514 amino acids)
Molecular function (GO): protein binding
Source: RefSeq, a predicted model, not a curated record